AUGGGCAAGCGCAGCAAGUCGACGCGCACGCCGGGCGCGGGGCGCAAGAAGGAGGUGCUUGACACCGUGUUCACAUGUCUGUUCUGCAGCCAGAAGGCCGUGUCGUGCAAGAUCGACGACGCGACGCGCAUCGGCUACCUGAGCUGCGGGCGCUGCGGUCAGAAGUUCCAGUGCCAGACGAACCCCAUCAUGGCGGCCAUCGACGUGUACUCCGAGUGGAUCGACGCCACGGAGGAGGUCAACACGGCCGACUGA
Messenger RNA from Tilletiopsis washingtonensis, 255 nucleotides. Its product is annotated as Elf1-domain-containing protein. The record is from RefSeq and is a predicted model, not a curated record. The coding region runs from base 1 to 255 and encodes 84 amino acids. Gene Ontology annotation, molecular function: RNA polymerase II complex binding. Gene Ontology annotation, biological process: transcription elongation by RNA polymerase II. Gene Ontology annotation, cellular component: transcription elongation factor complex. Lineage: Eukaryota; Fungi; Basidiomycota; Exobasidiomycetes; Entylomatales. The transcript is spliced from 2 exons.